UUCAACAAAACCAAACGAUAAACUCUAUUUUAGUCUUAAGCUGCUUAUCUAAAAAUCCUGGGCCACAAAAAAACAUUUAUUAUCCGUGAAAAGAUUUGCAGUUGAAACCAAUUAAAACUUUAUUGAGCUGAUUAGCAAGAGUGAAACCUUCCUCAUUAAUAUAUAGGCUUUUUCUAAACGCACGCACCCCAACCAAUAGACAAGUUUAGUGGCUCUACUAAAAUUUGUCGCUAACAUUGUAAAAAAGGGGCGUUAGAAUUUUAAAACUAUUAAUGAAAAAUUAUUCCGAUGACAACUCGGAUGUUACUUGUCCUGCGUGUUCAAAAAGAUUGAAACUAUCUCAAAUAAAUAGACAUCUUGAUCUUGGUUGUGGCACUUUGGCCCCCUCUGAACUAUGCUCAACUAAUAGCAAAACCCUAAGAGACUUUGCAAACAGAAAACAAAUAAAAAUAAAAGUUUACAACGAAAAAAGUUCAUACAAGGUUGCUCAGAACUCCUUGCGGAAUAAUAUUGUUAACAGUGGGUAUGACUUGGACAAAAUACCUGAGGCAAUCAAAGGAAGUAUUGCCGACAAUGCUAAUAUUAACAAUACUAAUAAUUUAGAUAACUUCAAAAAUGUCAAUAACCUUAAUUAUGUAGGCCAAGAGAACUUGGUAAAGACUUUAACAAAGCUUGUAAGUUUAGAAAAUUCUCAACUACCUUCCAUAAUUUUGUGGGGGCCUCCUGGCGUCGGAAAGACAACUAUAGCACGACUGCUUCCUAGAAUUUUUAAUUACCAUUUUUGGGCUUUUAAUCCGAUUGAAGAAGGAGUAAACGAAAUCCGUAAAGGUUUAUUAAAAGCUAAAAAUUUAAAAAACCUUUCAAGAAGAAGUACCAUCUUGUUUAUUGAUGAAAUUCAUAGAUUUAACAAAGCUCAACAAGAUUCUCUUUUGGCUUCUGUGGAAUCGGGAGAAAUUAUUUUAGUGGGAGCAACCACCGAGUGCCCGUCUUUCCGAAUAAACUCCGCUUUACUAAGCCGAUGCCGAGUUUUUACCUUAGAAAAACUAAAUAAUGAAGAGUUAAUAUGUAUAAUAAAGCGAGCGGUACAGUUGGAGUCUGAAGAUCUUGCUGACGGCUUACUCCCAAUUCAAAUUGAUGACAAGGCUUUAGAAUUUAUAGCCUUUCAGGGUGAUGGCGAUGCUCGGGCCUCCUUGAAUAUGCUGGAACUUGCAAAAACGCUCGUAGAAACGAAGACUUCAAUUGAAAACCCAAAAAUUAUUACUAUUGAACUCGUAAAAGAAGCCAUUCAGAAAGCACAUCUUCUCUAUGAUUCCCACGGCGAGGAACACUACAAUUGCAUUUCUGCUUUGCACAAAUCCGUGCGAGGCUCAGAUGCCAACGCAAGUCUGUACUGGCUAGCAAGGAUGUUGGAAGCUGGCGAAGAUCCGUUGUACAUUGCAAGGAGACUUUUACGAAUGGCGACCGAAGAUGUCGGUUUAGCUGAUAAUCAAGCGCUUGUGCUCGCCAGCAGCACUUAUCAAGCUGUGCAGAUGGUGGGGAUGCCCGAGUGCAAAGUUAUGCUAGCGCACUGCGUUGUUUAUCUUUCCAGAGCUCCAAAAUCUGUGGAGGUGUAUAAGGCAUACGAGAAGGCGGCGGACUUUGUUAGAAACUGUCCAUGCCCGCCCGUCCCACUGCACUUAAGAAAUGCUCCUACCGAACUUCAUAAAAGUAUCGGCUGCAGUAAAGAUUAUCUGUACAAUCCGGAUUAUCCAGAGGAACUGUGCAAAUCACAAAUAUACUUACCCGAAUCUUUGCAAAAUAUCAACUUUUUCGCUUGA
Zophobas morio is the source of this 1817-nucleotide messenger RNA. Its product is annotated as ATPase WRNIP1-like. The record is from RefSeq and is a predicted model, not a curated record. Bases 273 to 1817 code for a protein of 514 amino acids. Gene Ontology annotation, cellular component: nucleus. The transcript has 17 exons. Lineage: Eukaryota; Metazoa; Arthropoda; Insecta; Coleoptera; Tenebrionidae. Gene Ontology annotation, biological process: DNA-templated DNA replication; DNA synthesis involved in DNA repair; DNA repair. Gene Ontology annotation, molecular function: ATP hydrolysis activity; DNA binding; ATP binding.